CAUGAGGUUAUUUUAAAGUAUAUUAUGCAUUAAAAUGUUUUUGAUUAGAGAUAUGGCAUGUAAUCAUUAUUCUGAUUUAGAUAUGUUCGUGAGCUUUCGAAAAACUUACGUAUAUGAUUUAAGCAUAUUGAUGCUAUUAUUGAUUCUAUGAACAUGAUGUUUAAUGAAAAGAAUGGAAAUGCUAUUAUUAUGAAAUGUUAUGCAAAAUAAGAAAUUUCAGUAUGAUGUAAAGUAUGAAAUGUUUUCGGGUUAUGUCCUCCGAUAAUUUGAACUCAGCCAGUAGGGGUUAAUUAUUGGCUUUCCAUGGAAAUAUGUUAUCUGUUUGGCCAUUUAAAGUAGAGGAAAUGGGGCUGUCUGUAACUCUAGGCCAUUUAAAGUAGAGGAAAUGAGGUUGCUCGUAACUCUAAUCUGAAUAAGGCCUUCUCCCCAAUGUGUACGGACGGCGGGGAGGAACAAAACCUGGAGGGGAUGUGCCAUCAGGCCUCCCAAAGGAGACAAUAUCAUACACAUGGGGGCACCCAAAUGUGAUGAGGCCUUCUCUGUACAGCUUAUCAGACAUGGACUAACCAAUAUGUUAUGAACAACUAUGUUAUGUUAUUAAUCAUGAGAGAAUUAUUUUGUUUAAAUGCAUUGUGAAAAGUGAAAGCUCUCAUGGCAAGAAGAAGUUUCUAAUGAAAAGAAAAGCUGUUCAUUAAAGAUAAAAGUUUCUGAAGUUUUGUUGUGCUAUAAAGAUAAAGUUUUUGAUGAAAGUGCAAGUUUAUGUUCAAAAGUUAUCAGAUAUCUAUUUUUAUGAAACGUUAAGUUUUAUGACCAUGAAAGAUAUAGAAUUUUAUGAGAAGAAGUUUAUAAAGAGAAGUUUUCUUAUUAGUCAAGAUGUUUCUAGUUUAAUACAAAGUUGCCGAUUAUCUGAUUUAAGUUAAAAUAAUUAUUUUGUAAAUGAGAAUAUAUAUAUAUAUAUAUAUAUAUGGCAACUUUGUAGGAAAUGAAAGAAGUUUAAUCCGAAAGGUUUGGUAUUGUUAACCUAAUAAGAAAAGGAGAACAAUUGUUUUCUAUGAAGAGCGUAUAAGUUAUUAUUAUGAAUAGUAUUAAAUACUAUGCAUGAAAAGAUGUUCUCCUAUUCGAAUAUUCAUAGAAUAAAAUGAUCUGAUUUACAUGCAUCCUUAUUGAAUUCUUGUAUAUCUUACCUUUACUGAGCUGUGUAGCUCACCCCUUCCACCCUUUCAGUUAGCAGGUUUUAUUUUGGAGCAGAGGGAGCCUUAGUCGAUUUUGGAAGGAGCUGGUUUUAGUUUUAUAUGUAUAGAUCCUAAACUAGCAUUCUAACGUUUAGCGUUAUAGUUAUUGUGUAUUCUAGGAUCAAAUGAAAGUUGUGUACCUGAAAGUAUUAAAAGAUGUAUUAUGUAAAAGUAUGGAAAUUAAAUGACUGGUGGAUUAUGUUAUAUUUUGAGUAUGGUGUAGAUGCUCUGACUAUCAAGUGAAAAAUUAUAUCAAGAAGUAAAGAAACAAGUAUAAAAAGAAAAAGAGAAGCAUUUUGGAAAAAAUUUACUAAAAGUUAAGUUGGUUCUUAUUAAUAUCAGGUUUAAACUUGAUAUUAGCAUGCCGGUCAUGGUCACAAAUCCGGGUAUCGGGUUUGGGGUGUGACACAUUUCCUGUACCCAAGAUAGAUCAAUUGGUGGAUGCCACAUACGGUCACCCAAGAAUGAGUUUCUUGGAUGCCUUUCAAGGUUAUCAUCAGAUUGCUCAGGCACUUAAGGAUAAAGAGAAAACCUCUUUCAUAUCGCUCGAAGGUAAUUAUUAUUACACAGUGAUGCCUUUUGGGCUAAAGAAUGUGGGAGCUAUGUAUCAAAGAAUGGUUACUCGGAUAUUUAAAGAUCAAAUUGGAGACACAGUGGAAGUUUAUAUUGACGACAUGGUGGUUAAGAGCAAGAGAAGUGAAGAGCAUAUGCCCAACCUGGUUGAGGUUUUCGAAAUAGUGAGACAACACAAGUUGUGCGUCAAUCUAGGCAAAUGUGUCUUUGGUGUAGGAUCAAGUAAGAUCUUGGGCUACAUGAUAACCACCCAAGGAAUAGAGGUCAACCCUAACCAGAUUACAACAAUUCAGCAGCUUAACUCGCCUAGUAAGCCUAAAGAAGUGCAAAGGCUCACUGGGAUGGUUGUCAACCUGAAUCGAUUUGUUUCAAGAUCAGCAGACAGGUGUAAACUGUUCUUUCAACGGUUGAAAAAGUGGAAGGAUUUUUAAUGGAUAGAAGAGUGUGACAUGGCAUUCAGAGAUUUGAAGUGCUAUUUGGCUAGCCCUCCUAUUUUAUCCCAACUUGAGCCUGAGGAAGAUCUAUAUAUGUACUUAGUGGUCUCCGACCAUGCAGUGAGUGCUGUGUUACUAAGACAUCAAGAAGGGAUCCAUAGACCAGUGUAUUACCUUAGCAAAAUGCUAGUGGAUGUGGAGACUCGGUACUUGCCACUAGAGAAUAUGGCGCUAGCAUUGGUCCAUGGGACAAGGAAGCUACCACAUUACUUCCAAGCCCAUACAGUUUGGGUGCUGACCGAGUAUCCCUUGCAAUCAUUCUUAAGGAGAUUGGAUUUUAACCAAAUAGGGAACGAGACUUAGGAUGUUUGACAUACGAUACAAAUUGAGGAAUUCCAUUAAGGGUCAGAUAUUAGGCCGACUUUGUGGCCGAAUUCACACCUGCACUAAGGGUCUCCGUAGGGGUAUGCCAAGUUUUAGUUUUGUAGACAGCACAUCUAAUGCAAGAGGCUCUGGGGCCAAGAUCAUAAUGAUGUCCCUCGAGGGGUUACAAUUGGAAAAAUCAUUAAGACUGGGUUUUCAAGCUUCCAACAAUGAAGCUGAAUAUAAGGCAUUUAUCACUUGAUGAGUAUGGAGAUGUAGAUGAGUCCCUUGUAAAUAAUGAAGGAAGUUCUCAUAUGCUUGCAAGUACUUCAAAUGAUGUGGCACAAAUGAAAUGUAGGUUGAGUGGGGCAAUGUCAUCUUUUGAUUUGUUUGUCAACAAUAGUUCAAGUACUUCAAAGAAACAUGGGAGUGCUAGAAUGGAAUUUAAUCAUUUCAUUGAUGAGGGAGUGUUGAAGAGGAGUGAAGACUUUGAUAUUUUGGCAUGGUGGAAAAGUUAUAGUGUCAUGUAUCCUACUUUACAAAGGAUUGCAAGGGAUUUUUUAUCCAUUCUUGUUACAAUUGUUGCUUCAGAAUUUGCCUUUAGCACUAGUGGGAGACUACUAAGACCACACUGUAGUAGGCUUCAUCGCAAGACUAUAGAGGCAAUGAUGUGUGCUCAGAAUUGGUUGUGGAGUGAAAUCAAAGGUUCUUCAAUUAUGCCAGGAGAUUGUACACUUCAAUCAAUUCUUGAUAAUGGGGAGCCUAAUGAAGAGGAUAGGAGUUGUGUCACAGCUAUGCGAUUAGACUUUUUGUAUUAAUUUAGUUGCUUUCUAAUUUCUUAGACUUGUUGGAUUAACUUGUUGGUUUGUAAUUAUCCUAAACUUGUGGAAUUUAUUUUGUAGCUUUUUAAUUUCUUGGGCUUGUUGGACUUGUUAUACUUAUUUCUUGGACUUGUUGGAUU
Molecule: messenger RNA, 3563 nt
Organism: Quercus robur (English oak)
Lineage: Eukaryota; Viridiplantae; Streptophyta; Magnoliopsida; Fagales; Fagaceae
Product: zinc finger BED domain-containing protein DAYSLEEPER-like
Exons: 2
Coding region: 2833-3420 (195 amino acids)
Molecular function (GO): protein dimerization activity
Source: RefSeq, a predicted model, not a curated record